AUGAAUCAUUCCACCGAAAUCAUACUGACCAUUGCCGGCAUUGUGCUGGUUCAUGGUUUGAUUUUCUAUUUCCUCACCCGCAAGUCUCGUCUGAUCAAGGGCAAACAUGUGGUCGUCACGGGCGGUUCUAGUGGCAUCGGUCUGUGGGCAGCAAUCGAGUGUGUACGCUUGGGCGCACACGUUACCAUCAUUGCACGCAAUCUGUCGUUGUUGGAAAAAGCCAAAGAAGAGCUGGAAAAGAGACGCAUCCGUGACACACAGCUAAUACAGUUCAGAUCUCUAGAUGUGGCGAAAAGCUAUGAAACGGUCAAGAACGCACUGGAGGAAUUGGAACGCUCAGUAGCCCCCAUUCACAUGCUCAUCAACUGUGCCGGUAUGGCGAUUUGCGGUACGCUCGAGGACACUUCGAUCGAAGACGCCCGAAAGCUGAUGGAUGUGAACUAUUUCGGUACCUACUAUCCAACGCGCUACGUGCUGCCCAAGAUGAAGGAAGCGGGCGAUGGCAUCAUUGUAAUAACCGCAUCCCAAGCGGCGCUGAUGGGCAUCUAUGGGUACGGUGCGUACGCUGCGUCCAAAUUUGCACUCCGCGGGCUAGCGGAAACGAUCGCCAUGGAAGCACGUCACCGUGGUGUUAGUGUAACGCUUGCCCUACCGGCCGAUACCGAUACGCCCGGCUUUGAGAACGAAAAUCGUACCAAACCGGAAGAAACGAAAAUCAUAUCCGGAUCGGGAGGGUUGGCUAAACCGGAACAUGUCGGCAAACAACUCGUACAGGACGCACUGAAAGGAUCGUUUUUCUCCAUCAUGGGACUGGAGAGCUGGGUGUUGAGCAUCCUGUGCGUCGGUAUGGCACCGUGGCGUGGACCAUUGCUGUGUUUCUUGCAGUUUUAUCUGCUGGGUCCGCUGCGACUGAUCGGGCUAGCUUUGCAGUGGAACUUUCAGCGAAUUAUAAAGAACUGUGCCAAACAGCGACAGCGUACAUAA
Messenger RNA from Anopheles maculipalpis, 984 nucleotides. It is a transcript of the gene Kdsr, whose product is annotated as 3-ketodihydrosphingosine reductase. Gene Ontology annotation, cellular component: endoplasmic reticulum membrane. Bases 1 to 984 code for a protein of 327 amino acids. NCBI's taxonomy places the organism in Eukaryota, Metazoa, Arthropoda, Insecta, Diptera, Culicidae. The record is from RefSeq and is a predicted model, not a curated record. Gene Ontology annotation, molecular function: 3-dehydrosphinganine reductase activity. The transcript has 2 exons. Gene Ontology annotation, biological process: sphingolipid biosynthetic process.